Messenger RNA from Gasterosteus aculeatus aculeatus (three-spined stickleback), 1949 nucleotides. The record is from RefSeq and is a predicted model, not a curated record. Lineage: Eukaryota; Metazoa; Chordata; Actinopteri; Perciformes; Gasterosteidae.
GAAUCUCUAACCUCCAAAAUGCAGUGAAGCCGCCGACUCUGAUUCUGCCUCCAUCGCAGGAAGCCGUGCACAUGCGCAUGAAAAGCCCCCAGAGCUCGGCAGACCGCCUCAGUCAGUCCAAGUCCAUGGUCCUGCAGGAGUCCGACCUCCCUAAAAACCCCAUCUCUCGGCAUCGCAGGAAUCAAUCUCAGCACAACGUCUUAGCUGCAGGAGAAGGACUUUCCGCCUUUGAACCAUAUGUGGAGCUGGAAGGUGAACAUCUGAAUGUGGCUAAAAUCUCACAGAGCGGUAAGAAGCAAAGGAAGAACUGGAACGUCAUGUGGAGCGUACUGACCCCCGGCCAGCUGCGUUUUUAUAAAGAGAAACAAGAAACUCCUCUGAAACCAGGAAGUAAGACAGAUGUGGUCCAGCUGUGUGGAGCUGUUAUUGCGUGGACGACAGACAAGUCAAGUAGGAAAAACGUCUUCCAGGUCACAACAAACACUGGAAGCGAGUACCUCCUUCAGACUGACAGUUACUCCUCCGCCGAUAAAUGGUACAACGGCAUCAGAAAGGCCAUCGACAAUUCCACUAAACUUCCUCUGAGGAGAUCCAACAGCACAGAGUACCUGCCCAGACACAGCUCACUACCUGCAUAUGCAUCCGCCUCGCCCAACACCAAGCCGCGAAACGCAGUCCACAGACGCUCUAUCAAUAUGUUCAGCAGCUCCAAGCUGAAGCACAGCGCCUCCGACAGCGCAGACAAGAGCGGAGUGAAAAACCGACUGAAGAAGUUCAUCAACCGACGUCCGUCCAUGAAGACUCUGAAGGAAAAAGGCCUCAUCAAAGAUCGAGUGUUCGGCUGCCAUCUGCUGACCCUCUGUGAGCGAGAAGGAACCACGGUGCCGAGGUUUGUUCAGAUCUGUCUGGAUGCUGUUGAAAAGUCAGGUCUGGAUGCCGACGGGAUCUACAGAGUUAGUGGAAAUCUGGCAACCAUCCAGAAGCUCCGCUUCAUCGUGGAUCAGGAGGAGCCCCUGGACCUGGACCACAGUCAGUGGGAGGACAUCCACGUCAUCACUGGGGCUCUCAAAUUGUUUUUCCGGGAGCUGCCCGAGCCGCUGUUCCCCUUCAGGUUCUUCACGCCAUUUGUGGAGGCCAUCAAGAUUAAAGAAUCCAAACUCAAAGUUCAGGCUGUGAAGAAACUGAUCCAGGAACUGCCCAAACCAAAUCGAGACACGAUGAAGUUGCUCUUCAGCCACUUGCACAGAGUUCUGGACUUUUCCAAGAAGAACCUGAUGUCAACUCAGGGCAUCGGCAUCGUGUUCGGCCCCACGCUGAUGUGGCCGGAGCUGGACACGGGGAACAUGGCGGUCAAUUUGGUCUACCAGAACCAGAUUGUGGAAUUCAUCCUCAUCGAGAGCCAAGAAAUCUUCAACCUGGACGGGAAGUAAAGUGUCCUGAGCGGGACCCGAUCAUCUAGUUGACUCGCAUUUUGACACGCCCGCAAACAAUAAACGGAUGAUGACCACAAUGUACCAAAAGCACAUUUUUUAACUAACACAAAGACAUAAUGAUGUUGACAAUCUACUUUUUGUUUGGAAAUUGAUUAAUCUAAAAUGUAGAAUGUUGAUAAAAAUAGUGUAUGUUUAUAAUGUAGAGCACAUUAUUAAGUGUCAUAAGUAAUAACUUGAAUAUAGCAAACAAAUCUAUAUUUAUGGAGCAACAAUGUGUUUACAACGUACAGCAAUAUAUUGUAGAGUUAUGAGGUUACAAUGAAUAGAUACCUGAACAGUCGUCUUCGGGUAGCAGAUCUGCUCUGCUUCCAAAUCUUUGUGUUGUCGCUUUGCUUUAUUUUCUGUUUCACAGCGAAACAUGAAGCAAGUUCUAACGCACCGUCUCCUCGACCCACUGGCAGAGAUUCCUGUCAUCCAUCCGUUGUUUUGGAACAAUAAAUACCCUUUAUUUGUAAA